GUUCCGUAUCCGUCGUUUUAUGUUUGUUUAUUUGUUAUGAAAUACCUAGGCAUAUGUUAUAAAAUUACACUGUCCGUCAACCAUGGGCAUAGGAUGAGGGGGGACUAAGCAGUCCCUAAAAUAUCCAAAUUUUCGUACUACACACAUAGUCCCAAAUCAGUCAAAUAUAAAUUAACAAUAGCAUUAUGGAAGAGGAAUGGAAUUCGAUUUCAACAUCAACAAAUUCUAUGCAUUCAAUUGAGAUCCAUCCUAGUCGAGAUGAAAUCGAUGCUUUCUCCCAAAGAGCUGAAAAUCUCCAAUCGCAAUUAAACUCUUUGACAACGAAAAUUCAAGAUAUCGAAAACAGAUUUUCAAAAGAUCGUAAAAGUGAAAUCAAUGACAAAUCGAAAGAUAUUACUUGCAUUAGAGACCAAAUUCCGCUGUGUACAGAAUUAUAUCAAUGUUUGCAAAAUACUGUAAAGGAACUAGGAGAACAAAAGUUCAUUCUCGACUCACAAUUCAAAGGAUUGACAUUAAAUUUGAACAACAAUAAUAUUCGUUUGCUUGCCGUCGAAAACGAUGUUAAAACCAUAACUCUAAAAUACAAUAGUCUAUUUCAAAUGUACGAAACACUACAAGGCCAACUCGAAAUCGUUGCGGGGAAGAUUUAUGUGAAGUUUGAUUACUUGGAACAAAUGUUAAGCUAUACUACAAGGGAGUAUUAUAGAACAAGCGAUACUCUCGAAGACCUUUAGCGCGUCCAAUCCUAUUACAAGUAUUCAUAUUAUUUUUCAAGCACUGCAACACAUGUAUAGUCAAACAUGCAUGGGCMUAUCAUGUGUCAAUGUGGGUAAAAGUCAGAUAAUGCAAUAAUAGUUGUACAUAAUAAUAGU
Messenger RNA from Diuraphis noxia (Russian wheat aphid), 872 nucleotides. RefSeq lists its product as uncharacterized. The record is from RefSeq and is a predicted model, not a curated record. NCBI's taxonomy places the organism in Eukaryota, Metazoa, Arthropoda, Insecta, Hemiptera, Aphididae.